AUGUUGGAUGAAAGUAUUUUGAAGCCUGAAUUUUUCGAGAAGAAUCGUCAAACUUGCAUGAAGGUAGCGAAGGAUCCGUAUUUCGAUAUUGAUAUGGUGGUCGGUAAGCCGUGGAGAAUUUAUUAUACUUGGAAUUUAAAAUUGGAUACUAAGUGCUUGGAUAUGGUCAUCAAGAAUGCUACUCGUGGGAUUAUUAAACGAAUCUGGUCGGAUAUGAACGAGUACUUGGAACAGCAGCCGACAUGGGAAGCGGCGACGCUACACAUGACAAUGGGAUCUGCAAAACAUGAAGUUCUACUUUUCGCUGACAAUGGACCAGCUGGAGCUUUCUUAGCAGUUCCUAAUGUUAUCAGAGAUGGCAAUAUUAACCCGUUACACAAAACGGUCCCACUUCUUAAGUUUCAAAUGAAAUUACUUCGCGAAGGCAAGUUCCUCCUGGUGAUGGAUUGUCACGUUGGUGGGGCGUCCCUUGCAGCGUGGUCUGAUCGUCCACCGUACCGUUCAGAGAUAGCUGCUGAAGCAGCUACCUUGAACAUAGGAGAUGGAUAUCCAGCUUGCACCAAGGAAAGGAAUAAAGAGGAACAGUUUUUUGUUAAAUAAAUAUUUUACAUUGAUAUGAAUUCCCGCAGUAAUAAAAUGUUGUAAUAUAUGGUAAAUUUUGUU
Messenger RNA from Nymphalis io (European peacock), 663 nucleotides. RefSeq lists its product as uncharacterized. The record is from RefSeq and is a predicted model, not a curated record. The transcript is spliced from 4 exons. Bases 1 to 600 code for a protein of 199 amino acids. Lineage: Eukaryota; Metazoa; Arthropoda; Insecta; Lepidoptera; Nymphalidae.